Molecule: messenger RNA, 2930 nt
Organism: Helobdella robusta
Lineage: Eukaryota; Metazoa; Annelida; Clitellata; Rhynchobdellida; Glossiphoniidae
Exons: 23
Coding region: 71-2392 (773 amino acids)
Source: RefSeq, a predicted model, not a curated record
ACCAACUAACCAAAUUAUUGAUUAAAUUAAAAUUAUAAAACUUUCUUCAUCAUCCCACUCAACAUGGGUCAUGGUGGUACUGCAGUUUAGUAGUGCCAUGCUGUUGGCAUUAGCAGCUGACAAAAAUGAUUUCUACGACAUGCUGGAAGUUAACAGGCAGGCCAGCACUGUCGAAAUUAGGAAGGCUUUUAAAAAACUCGCCCUCACAAUGCACCCUGAUAAAAAUAGAGAUGAUCCAGAUGCCCAUGAAAAGUUCAUCAGACUGAACAGAGCAUACGAAGUUUUAAAAGACGAUGAUUUGAGAAAAAAGUACGACUUGCAUGGAGAAGAGGGGCUGAAAGAAGGGGGUCCAUCAGGGGGGGGCUAUCAAAGUUGGAGCUUCUACAACCAGCAAUUUGGAAUUUAUGAUGACGACCCAGAAAUCAUAACACUCAGCAGAUCAGAUUAUGACGUUUUGGUUGAGGGCACAAAUGACAUGUGGUUCAUCAACUUUUACUCGCCGCACUGUUCGCACUGCCACGACCUAGCACCCACCUGGCGGGAGGUGGCACGCGAGCUGGUGGGAGUGGUGCGGAUGGGGGCGGUGAACUGUGAGGAUGAUGGACAGCUGUGCAGACAGAAGGGCAUCAGGUCCUAUCCCACACUGCUACUCUAUCCGGAGAGAGAAAAAUACUACUCUACAAAAACGAGACAUGACCUCGUGAACUUCGUGCUGGACCACGUGAGGUCAAAGGUCAUCGAACUCUGGCAGGGCAACUUCCACCAAUCGACCGACCCACAGUACAACCACUUGCCAUGGCUGAUUAGUUUCUGCGGGAAAGAUAGUGGAGAGUGUCUGGAGGAUUCCACGUUAAGGAAGUUGUCAGCCAUCCUCAACGAGUUGGUGAAUGUUGGAAGGCUCAUAUGCACCAAGGAGACUGAAAAAAUUUGUGAGGGCCUGUCCAUUGAGAGUGGUCUGUACUUCUUUGAAAGUGGAAGGGUGGCGAAAGGGCAAGGAAUUGAGAUGACCAGCUACGACACCCAGGAGAUUGCAUACUCCACCAUGAAACAACUGCCCGAUGUUGAGAUGAUUGAUGGGGAUACUUUGCAGAUAAUAACGAGUGAGGCGAAAAAUGGCAAAAAUGAUGGUUGGUUGGUUCAUUUUGUUGAAGGUCAGUUCAAGGACGUCGAGCUAAGGAAGCUCCCCUCACUGGUCGACAAUGUCAAGGUGGGACGAAUUGAUUGCCAGCUGUACAGGAGCCAGUGCAAUCAUUUGCACAUUCACAAGUUCCCAACGUUUGUGCUCUUCAAAGUAACUGGUGGACAGGAAAUACAUUAUGGUCGACAAACAGCCCACGACAUAGCAGCCUUCGUUAAGGACAGUCACCAAAAUUUUGUAACCUCCCUACACCCUGGCGACUUUCCAUCCAUCACCCUCGAUGCACAUCCCUGGUUUGUCGAUUUCUUUGCUCCGUGGUGUCCGCCGUGCUUGAGGCUACUGCCCGAGUUCAGGAAGGCCUCCAGGAUGGUCGGCAUGUCUGUCAAGUUUGGUACUGUGGACUGCACGGUGCAUGCCACUCUCUGUAUGAACUACAACGUGCACUCUUACCCCACCACCAUCUUGUACAACCUAACGAAGCCUCAUCAUUAUCAUGGCCACCAUUCUGCCUCGGAGAUCGUUCAGUUCAUUCAGGACAUCAUGAAGCCUUCAGUGACCAUCCUCGAAGCGGCCACCUUCCAGUCGCUUGUAGCACAACGCUCCCUCGAGCAGACGUGGAUCGUCGACUUCUAUGCGCCCUGGUGUGGGCCCUGCCAGCAGCUGGAACCUGAGUGGAGGAGGCUCGCGAAGAUGUUUGAUGGGGUGAAGAACGUGCACGUGGGGCAAGUGGACUGUCAGGAGCACAAGGAGUUGUGUCAGAGUCUGAACGUCAACUCCUACCCGUCCAUCAGGCUCUAUCCUCAGGGCAGGGCAGACAACAAGAUCUUCCACUUGUACAACGGCUGGUACAGAGACGCACAGUCAAUCAGGGCCUGGGUGUUCGACUUCCUACCCACAAAGACCCACAAACUCGAUGAGACCAAGUUCAGGGAGAAGGUCCUCAAAAGCUCUCGACCCUGGAUCAUUGAUUUCUUUGCACCUUGGUGUGGCCACUGUCAGGUCUUUGCUCCUGAGUUUGAGAGAGUUGCCAUGGAAGUGAAGGGUCGUGUAAAGGCGGGAAAAGUGAACUGCGACGAGAACGCUCGUCUGUGUCAGAUGGCGGGCAUACAGGCCUACCCGUCAAUCAGAUAUUAUAGCCCCGCCUCAGAGAGUUUCUAUGGAGCCGAUAUUGACAGUCAAAACGCUGACUACAUUAUCCAGUAUCUCAACAACGUUGUGCCCCUUGAGGGCCAACAGACUAAAGAUGAAUUGUAACAGAUCAGUAAAACCAUCGGAGAAGCAGUUACACACCAUCCACAUACCACAACCUCCACAAUACACACCACCACAAUCUUCAUUCACCCCUCAUCUACACAUCACGACUUUCACGCAAAAACCAUCCACACACGCAACUUCUUUCCAUACGCACCAUCCACACCACUACUUUCAUCAGCUCACCUUUCACACCACAACAUCCAUCCACCAACAACAUCCAACGUUUUUAACUCCGUCCGGGCAAUAUCUCAUACACUCAUUCAUUCAUUCAUUUAUUCAUUCAUUCACUCCCUCGUGUCCAAGAAGAUCUUUUUAAUUUCGAUUGUCAUAUUUCUUUCAUACGAUAUUUAAUUUGUUUUCAUUACACGCAUCGUGAAACAUCUUCGUUCGUUUUCUAUUAUACACGCAGUAAAAUAUUAUUCUAUGUUUGAUGACGUCAUUCGUCUGAAUUUAAAUUGUGAUGCACUUGCACUGUUUACAUGUAACGUUCGUUUCAUACGUAAUAAAGAGUUUGUUUCCGGUGCUACGUUUACACGUG